This is a messenger RNA of Urocitellus parryii (Arctic ground squirrel), 2203 nucleotides long. It is a transcript of the gene Tctn2, whose product is annotated as tectonic family member 2. The record is from RefSeq and is a predicted model, not a curated record. Gene Ontology annotation, cellular component: MKS complex. NCBI's taxonomy places the organism in Eukaryota, Metazoa, Chordata, Mammalia, Rodentia, Sciuridae. Gene Ontology annotation, biological process: cilium assembly; protein localization to ciliary transition zone; smoothened signaling pathway.
CGGGGCGGCGGCUGCCGGGCCUUCCACGCUGGGCCCUUCCCGGCUUCUAGGGCUGGCCGGGCUCCAGGCAUGGGCGCUGCGACGGCGAYCCCGCUCCUGCUGGGGCUCCUCCUGCAGGGCGUCCUGAGGCCGCUGCGGGCGGACCCGGUUUUCAUCCCGCCUUUCAUUCGAAUGUCCGGUAGUGCGGUCARCGCGGCCCUGGUCGGAGGCCCCGAGGAGGUGACCGUGUCCCUGGCCCCGCUGCAGGUCGAGGCUGGAGUGUUGCCAGUUCCAACUUGUGAUGUGCUGAGCAAUGAGACGGGAGACUGGAGUGUGACUGUGACCCCAAGUGUGAACGUKUUGGAGGUGACAGUGAGGCUGAAGAGGGGCCUGGAGCAGUGUUCCUCCAAUGAGACAGAGUCCUUCUCUGAGUCCCCUUGUAUUGUCCAGACUCUUCUGGUUUCAGCAUCUCACAAUUCAUCCUGCUUAGCACAUCUCCUCAUUCAGGUGGAAAUUUAUGCCAACUCUUCUCUGACCCAGGGUGCAUCAGAGAACAUGACUGUUAUUCCUAACCAGGUGUAUCAGCCCCUUGGUCCUUGUCCUUGCAAUUUAACUGCUGGUGCCUGUGAUGUUCGCUGCUGCUGUGACCAGGAGUGCUCGGCAGAGGCCAGAGACCUGUUCAGACUGUCCUGCUUCACUGGUGUUUUUGGAGGAGACGUCAAUCCUCCAUUUGAUCAGCUGUGUGCUGUUGGGAAGCCUGGCCAGGUCCCCGACUGGUUCCCCUUCCUGUGCGUGCAGUCACCUCUGGCCAACUCACCCUUCCUCGGUCACUUCUAUCAUGGUGCCAUUUCCCCUGGGCACCACCCUGCCUUUGAAGCGCAUCUGCAUGCUGAGCCACAGGGCUUUCCAGACUUCGGCUACAAACAAGGAGAUCCCGUCCUGACCGUCAACAAGGGGUAUUUUACUGUUCCGCAGGUGUCCCUGGCUGGGCAGUGUCUUCGGGAUGCCCCUGUAGCAUUCCUUCGGAAUUUUGAUGAUAAAUGCACUACUAAUUUGGAAGUGUACCAAGAACGAGAUGGCAUUAUCAACUCGAAGAUAAAGAGCAGCACCAUGGGAGGCAUAGUUACACCAACGGUGACCUAUGAGGAAGCAGGUGACCUCGACAAAUUCAUCACCAAUACAGAAGUACUUUUAGGCCACGGAUCAGCCUCCAGAUAUGUGAAUGUGGAAGAGCAUUAUAUUUUCAGAUGGAAUAAUAACACAAUCAGUGAGAUAAAUGUCAAGAUUAUCAGGGCAGAAGUCAGUGCCCUCCAGAAAGGAGUAAUAACUCAGAGGUUUACUGUGAAGUUUUUAAGCCACAGMAGUGGUAAUGAAGAGGAGAUGUCUGGAAACCCAGGUUACCAACUUGGCAAGCCUGUCCGAGCCCUUCAUGCCGACAGGAUGAACAACGUUACCACUUUACACCUUUGGCAGCCAGCUGGAAGGGGUUUGUGCACAUCAGCAACUUUCAAACCCAUUUUAUUUGGAGAAAAUGUACUCUCUGGGUGUCUCUUGGAAGUUGGAAUUAAUGAAAACUGUACUCAGUUCAGGCAGAAUGUUGUUGAAAGAUUUGAUUCGUUAAUACAGGCGACUCAUGUGGCCAUGAGAGGCAACUCUAAUUACGGCAAUCUGAGUGACGGCUGGCUGGAAAUAAUACGUGUAGAUGCUCCUGAUGCCCACAUGGGCCCGUUUUUUAGCAGCGCGUUGGGCACCUGCCCGGAUGUUCCUGCUCAGCUCCACAUCCGCAUCCUCAUCUCUGACGCUGGCUCAGUGGAAGGGGUGGCUCAGCAGCAGAUACUCGGCAUCCAGACGAGGCUCUCCACAGUGAGCUGGCAGUACCAGUGUGGACUUACUUGUGAAGAUAAGGCUGACUUUUUCCCUAUCAGUGCAUCAGUCCAGUUUAUUAAAAUACCUGCACAGUUACCCCGACCCCUGACAAGAUUUCAGAUCAAUUUUACAGAGUACGACUGUAAUAGAAAUGCGGUGUGUUGGCCACAACUUCUAUAUCCAUUGACCCAGCAUUAUCAAGGGGAACCUUAUGCUCAGUGUAUUGCCAAGGGCUUACUGUUGGUGUCCCUCCUCCUGUUGGCUGUGUUCCUCAGCCACCCCUGGAUCAGAACAGCAAAGCUGGGCACUCGACCACCAUGACUAAGUCCCUUUAAAAACCGUAGCCCGGGCUCCAGUG